Manis javanica (Malayan pangolin) is the source of this 840-nucleotide messenger RNA. It is a transcript of the gene WASHC3, whose product is annotated as WASH complex subunit 3. Gene Ontology annotation, cellular component: WASH complex. NCBI's taxonomy places the organism in Eukaryota, Metazoa, Chordata, Mammalia, Pholidota, Manidae. Gene Ontology annotation, biological process: exocytosis; actin filament polymerization. The record is from RefSeq and is a predicted model, not a curated record.
UAGGGGAGGUGUUUGGAUGCUACUACCGGGUUGGGCGGGUCGCAGCUGGGAGGGGUUUGUCGUAGGGUGAUCCCUAGGCCCCCGCCCGCUGACAUGGAUGAGGAUGGACUUCCUCUCAUGGGGUCAGGCAUAGACCUGACCAAGGUGCCAGCUAUUCAACAGAAAAGAACCGUGGCAUUUCUAAACCAAUUUGUGGUGCACACUGUACAGUUCCUCAACCGCUUUUCUACAGUUUGUGAGGAGAAAUUGGCAGACCUUUCUCUUCGUAUCCAACAAAUUGAAACAACUCUCAAUAUUUUAGAUGCAAAGCUGUCAUCUAUUCCAGGCCUAGAUGAUGUCACAUUUGAAGUAUCUCCUAUAAGCAUCACUGGCAUCAGAAGUGAAUCACACUCUGAAACCACUUCAGAGCAAUCACAGCAGAACAGUUUACAAGACUCUGGACCACAGGAAAGUGAAGUAACACCAGAAAAUAUCUUAACUGUAGCCAAGGAUCCAAGAUAUGCCAGAUAUCUCAAAAUGGUUCAAGUGGGUGUUCCAGUGAUGGCAAUAAGAAACAAAAUGAUAUCGGAAGGAUUAAACCCAGAUCUUCUUGAGAGACCAGAUGCUCCAGUGCCUGAUGGCGAAGGUGAAAAAAACACAGAAGAAAGUUCAGAUAGUGAAUCUUCUUUCAGUGACUGAGUUUAAUUUUGAUAACAAUUACAUAUGUGUGUGUAGGUGUACAUUUACAUUCUAUACGAAAGAGAACCUGAGCUUGGACACUUAGUUAUAAAAACAUCAAAUAGCCAUAUAUCUACCCCUAGGCUUCCUGUGUUAAAAAAAUAAAAUGUUUAUAACCUGGCA